Molecule: messenger RNA, 1401 nt
Organism: Ziziphus jujuba (common jujube)
Lineage: Eukaryota; Viridiplantae; Streptophyta; Magnoliopsida; Rosales; Rhamnaceae
Exons: 9
Coding region: 128-1117 (329 amino acids)
Biological process (GO): transcription by RNA polymerase III
Cellular component (GO): RNA polymerase III complex
Molecular function (GO): DNA binding
Source: RefSeq, a predicted model, not a curated record
UAAGUCUGGUGGUUCAUCAGAUAUAAUUUUCUGCUUGAGGUCGGAGGUUCGAAACUCCACUGCUUUUCAUUUUUCUCGAAAUUUUGUCAUUUUCCGUCAUCUUCGUCGCCUUGUAAAAGUCCGGCCAAUGGAACAAGACGGGUCAUCCUCUACGACUCGCAAGAAGCUUAGGUUCGCCCCGAAACCACCGCCUCGCAGAAAGCCCCGCCCACCUCCGCCCAAAAAAGAAGCUGGUGAUGAAGAUGUAGACGAAGCCAAAGAGGCCAAGUCUUUACUACGUCAAUUCAAUGAAAAUCUUACUAGGCGAGGGAGUAGAGCUGAAAAGAAAUCUUCGGUGCAAGUUGCAUUUGGUCCUGGCGCUACACACUCGUCUUCCAUUAGAACUUUUGGAGUUGACAAGGCUAGAAACAGUUAUAAAAGCAGUGAUGUAGAGCCGAAAGUUUCUGAAUCUUCUGAUAGUGAGAAAAUUAUCUCACCUUUGCCUCUGGACAAAGCUGGAACUGGUGCAGCUUUAGAAGAAGUGAGAGAUCUAUCAACCCAAACUGUCAAGAAAGAAUACAAAGAGCCUUGGGAUUACAACCACUCAUACUAUCCUAUUACUCUUCCACUGAGGCCGCCUUACUCUGGAGACCCAGAACUUCUUAAUGAGGCAGAAUUUGGGGAGGCUGCUAGAAACAAAGAGUAUGAUGAGACUGCUAUCCAUCCUGCUUCUGAACUUGGGCUGAUGGAGGAAAAUGGAGAAAGAAAGAUGUUUUUCUUCCAGCUGCCAGCUACCUUGCCAAUGGUUAAGCAAUCCGCUAGUAGCAAGGGGAAAGAGAAAGUUGGAAGCUCGACAUCAUCAGGGAGCGUAGGCGCUUCAAGUAAAGGCAGUAAGUUGGAAGAGUUGCACGGGGGGUGUAUGGGCAAAAUGCUGGUUUACAAGAGUGGAGCAGUUAAAUUAAAGCUAGGGGAUACCCUCUUUGAUGUUUCACCUGGCUCUGAUUUUCAAGUUUCACAAAAUGUUGUCGCGAUCAACACUGCCAAAAAAGAAUGCAAUGUUCUAGGAGAGCUCAACAAACUUGUUGUUGUUUCACCUGAUGUGUGCUCCGUCCUGAAUUCCGUAAUUGACUUGGGCUAAACGCAAUGACAAAACUACCAGCGAUAUGGAGUUACUGAAGCCUUGUGCUAGAAAUGUGUACAUCUUAGAACUGGUAAAAUGCACAUAAAUGUGAGAUAUUCUGAGUAAAUUUGUAAGUAGAAUUGCUGACGGUGCUGUCUCAGCAACAAUUGGAACAGUCAUAGGCUCAAUUGGGUUGUCGACCUGUGGAUGUAGAUUUUCUCAACAUUAUUUUACUAGAAAAUGAAAGAGAAUUUGAUAUUCUUUCCUUCUAAUUCUUGGAAGGAAAAUAGUAUUGCAUUUUA